Camelina sativa (false flax) is the source of this 602-nucleotide messenger RNA. The record is from RefSeq and is a predicted model, not a curated record. Lineage: Eukaryota; Viridiplantae; Streptophyta; Magnoliopsida; Brassicales; Brassicaceae.
AUGGCUCUUUACUUUUCUCAAAUAGUGCGGUGUUUGGUAUCUUUUGAAGGCAUUAACCUCAACCCUAUAAACAAAGCUGGAGAUACGCCAUUAGAUAUCGCUGAGAAGAUAGGAAACGCAGAGCUUGUGUCAGUUCUGAAGGAAGCAAGAGCUGCUACAGCUAAAGAUCUCGGAAAGCCUCAAAACCCAGCUAAGCAACUAAAGCAAACAGUCAGCGACAUCAAACACGAGGUACAAUCUCAGCUCCAGCAAUCCAGACAAACAGGUGUUAGAGUCCAGAAGAUAGCAAAAAGACUCAAGAAGCUUCAUAUUAGUGGUUUAAACAACGCUAUAAACUCAGCAACGGUUGUGGCUGUACUUAUUGCCACGGUGGCUUUUGCAGCAAUCUUCACAAUACCCGGUCAGUACGAAGAGGACCGGUCGAAAGGAUCAUUGCUAGGACAAGCUCAUAUAGCAAACAAAGCACCGUUUCUGGUCUUCUUCAUUUUUGACAGCUUGGCACUGUUUAUAUCCUUAGCUGUUGUUGUGGUGCAGACUUCAGUUGUUGUGAUUGAGCAGAAGGCGAAGAAGAAGCUUGUGUUUGUGAUCAACAAGCUCAUGUG